AUGGAUUGUGUAGGGCCACCUCGAAAGAGGCUGAAGCGAUCAAUCGACUCGAGACUGUCUCCAGGAGCAGCACGACCCAUAAUGGAGGACGAAAGCUAUGCAAAUGGUCGCAGCCAUGCCCAACUGCUUCAGAAUAUGUUGCAGAAUGGAGGUGCGAACGACACCAUAUCGCGAGCCACAUCCCCAGGUCAUGGAGUCAAUGGAAAUGACAAACAGAAACGCUACCGAACGCGGACAUAUCCAUACUUCCAGCACCUGCCAUAUAAAGCGGAGGAAGAAGCUGAGAGAGAUGCAGCUCUCGAGGAGAUUCUAAAGCAACUGUACACUGCGAUCAAAGCAGAGGACAUAUCACCAGGCGCUGUUCAUUGGACGAGAGAGCUCCGAGGAUGGCUCAACCUCAAAUUUGAGAUUACGAGAACUUUGCGCGUGAAGCUCGUCAAGCUUUACUAUAUGCUUGCACUAGCUCCUGGGUUGGACUAUGCCGCCGCGGAGCGAUUCGAGAGCAUGUUUCGUACACUUACCAAGAGAAAGCAUUAUCUUAAGCCCGGUGAGGAUCUAGUGCUGGAUUGGCGACCAUUGUGGAAACAAAUUAAAGAUAUCGUGCUGCCGUAUGAGGUUGCAACACACCAAUCGGCACGGAAACGCAGUCACAAAAAUAUCGCCAGCAUGUGUACAUAUGCGUACCAGUACUUUGAUGCAUCCGAAAGACAAGCUAUGCUGGAUGAGAUUUUGCCUUUCUUCAGCACUUCUGAAAUUACGGGUGCCUUCAUUGUGAUGGGAGCAUUGAAUAUGUUGAUGCCGACUCAUCCUGCACCAAAUGAACCCGGCCAGUUACAGCCCCAAGAUUACCUCCCGACAUUCUUUCAUUUAUGGUCAUUGGUAAACCGAUCGAAAGCCUUCGAUGUGAUCUUCUUUGAUAUAUUCUCCCGCCUAGCCCGAGAUUCGUUGGAAUGCGAACACAUCGAGUUCUCUGAGUAUGGCAUUUUUACUAAGGACCAGUCAGAUUUAAUUUUUACAGCAUUAUUACGGCUGACAGAAAUUCCUGUCGGUCAAGCAACCUCUCCAUACUGCCAAAUGGUAGACCUUGGCGCUGGUCUUGGUUUAUAUCUUGAAAAAGACAAAAAGAAGAAUCCCAUAGGUUAUGCUAUUGCGAGAUGGGUAGUAAUGUCAUUAUCGCCUUCUUGCAUUGACAAACCAGGUUCAAUACUUUCCAAUUUAGAAGGCAUGAUGGAAUCGAUUGAUACUUUCUUCCACCCCUCCAAUCAAGGAAACUGGACAGAUAUGUUAGCACAAAUCGUCUUCCAUUUGGUGGACUUUUUCGUUAUGCGGUGGAACAAAGAACAGAGUGGUGAGAUGGCGACUCCUCCAGAACGUCGUAUAAACGCUGAGCUCAAAAGACGUUUUGUGCUUAGUUUGAAGGAAGUCAUGUUUAUGGGCCUUUUUUCUAAGAAGUCCAAGCCAUUGAAUUACUUCUUUGGAGCUAUUCAAGGACUAGCUUACCUGGAGCCUCACUUGAUUCUUCCAGGAGCUCUUCAGCGGUUUUACCCCUCACUACAGGGAUUAGUAGAGGUCCAUCGAACGCAAUCAUCUCUUUGUGGACUGCAGAUGACAGCAAAUGUUAUGUCCAAGCACAAGGGACUACGUUGCCAUGUCACUGCCUUAUUAGCCUUAGCGUUACCAGGUAUUGAUGCCAACGAUUUGUCGAAAACUCAGCAUACGCUCAAUUUUAUUCAGUCUGUCGCAUACAGUAUACCAUUUGCCGACCUUACAAAUUCAUCGGAUGAAAUCCAUGAUACUACGCUAGCAAUUCAAUGGGUGCAGGGUGAGAUGGAACGUAUGGAACGGGAGGGUCCUAAUGUUCAGAUUGAUUAUACAACUGAGCUGAGCGAUGAAGAUGAGGAAAAUAUCCUGCGAUCUUCUACGGCUGGAUUUGGCGAAUUUGUUAUGGCUUUACUCGGAAAGGUCUUCACUCUUCUAGAAAAUCUUCCUGAAGCAUCUCGCGUUCGAUCAGGAUCUCCGGAGGAAGCGGUCAUCAACACACUUCCUGCUGCGUUGACUCCCUUAUUUGCGGCGCUCUCACCUGAGAACUUUGAUAAAGCUCUAGACAAGGUGGCUUCUUUUGUUCAGAACCAUGUUGUCCAUCAAGCCCGGGACGCUAUGGCAUUCAUUUGUAAUGCUCUCUGCAAAGCCAACCCCGAGAAAACAUUGAAGAGAUUUGUUCCCAUGCUAGUUGUUGGCAUUCGCAAUGAAAUCGAUACUAAUGAUGCUGCAUCCGACCGCAGUAGCGGUACUGAUGUACUCCCUCGAGAUCGAGCAUUGGUAUGGCAUAUUAGUAUGCUCAGCAUGAUUAUCGUUCAUGUCGGUGAUACGCUCAUGCCUUACAAGACCGAGUUAUACGACAUCGCUCUUUACAUGCAAGAGAAAUGCAAAGGAAUUCCGACGAUUCACAUCUCCAAUUACAUUCACCACUUUCUUCUCAACCUUACCCUCAUCUACCCGGUUGACGGAGCAUUAUACGAACCCGAAGUCUUUGAGAAGGGACUUGAUGUCAACGAUUGGGGCAGACCCCUGGAUCCACGGGACCUAACCAUUAAGUGGCAUUUGCCAAGUAAGGAAGAACUCGAAUUCGCCGUUAAGCUGUUCGAGUCACAAGUUGACACAGCUGUAUCGCGGUUAACAAACCUCAUUAGCGACAGUCCAAAAAUAAGUAGAAAGGGCAAGAAUAAGGAAUGGUCCGACGAGGUGUCGCGGAAUCUUGCCCAGAUACGGCUCAUCAUCUCUGGUGUCGCCACUCUGUUUGAUCCUAAGAGAGCAUCAGCUGGUACAGAUCAAAAUGGCGAUAGUAACAUGGAUAUUGUCGAACCAGAAUUAGAGGACGAAAACCCACUCGCUGAAGCCGCUGAAGACGCCGAGACACGACCUCAGUUCCAUUACCGUGCGGGUUAUCUGCUUGAGAAAGAUAGUGCUUUGUACAAUCACAUCCACUCUUUACGCGAAGACGUGGGCCAUUUACUCUCCAAAAUACAUAACUUCUUGGUUGAGCAGCAGGAAGAUGACGUUGCCUGCUUUACAGCACUCUACUCCGCUUACCGCACCUGGAUAAUCGAUGUGGGUAAUGAGCGCUCCGCCCAUAUGCUUGAGCGUGUCACGAGACUAUACGCGAGCGACAUUCGAGCCUUCAAGAUUAGUGGCCUGCGAAAAGUAUAUCCUCGGCCACUUCUUGUAAGACGAGCUGGAAUCUAUCAUUUCCAUCGAGUCAAGCACAAUUCUUCUGCAAGACACAAAUCAGAACUUGACAAAACGUUGCUGUUGGAGCUAGCCGCGUCAGCUGUUUCUUCCUAUGCUGAAGUCCGAGUCAAUGCACAAUCAGCUUUGGAGGCGGCGCUGAAAAGUCUUUUAGCAGGACGUACACUCGUAGUCGCGCCACUGUUGAGUACCUUUCGGCAAGCGCUCGAGACUGAUGAUUUCGAUCGUAUCAAGGGGUCAUUAUACACUUUGUUCUUCGGUAGUCUUACUAAGACGAUUUCGAGGGAUUGGCGAUAUGCUCCCGAGUUGAUCGAGCUCUACAUUAAAUCAGCUUCGGUUGAUAAACCCUCGAUAGCAAAGAUCAGUGGUCAGUCUCUCUAUGGUGGCUUGGCAGAAUUCGGUAAAUCUUUAGAGCAUUAUAUGGUGAUUGAUCAAGACCUCGUCGAGACUAUUGCGCCACCCGAGGAUUGUAGUCAAAAGAUUACUUCUCGAAACAGCUUCAUCAAAGAAAGAAGAAGUAAGGUCGAGGCGAAAAAGGCGGCACUAUCGCUGAGACUUAUCGAUAUCUGCAAGAACUCACAUUGGAGGAUAGCUGCGCGAUGUGCAAUAUUCAUCUUGAACAGUGGUCUUCGAAUCCAGACACUUGCAUCGCCAGCUUUGAUUGACCUUGCUGUCAAAGGUUCCAUUGAUGAUCAUCCAGGGCUUAGGUCUAGCUAUGGUGAAGCAUUCAUCCGAAUUUUCCUCUUCAUCGAGACGCGAGCGGUCUAUGGCCACAGUGCAGAGAAGCAUAUCCGCGAAGAGGAGACCCAAGAAAAUAGAUUAGAAGUGGAGGUGAAAAACGGCGACUCGACUUGGACAGAGGAGUAUCUUGCCGCAUUUGCAAAGCCUGGAUUACCUGAUUACUUUGUUGAUCGCGACUUUCCGGGUUGGCUGGUCUGGGGCAAGAGCUUCAGGGCCGUAAAGGGCCGGCCGGUCGAAUUCGAAGAUUACGACGACUUAGAGAACAAUGUCCGUUCGCAAAUCGGUGGACUUUUGACACGGGACUGGUAUUCAAAGUACUUUGGAUACAUGAAGCAGGAACCGAGAGACGCCACUGCCGAUCGAUUCCGCGUUCAGAAUGCUGCUCUGCUAAUCCAAACGUUUGAUCUUACCCUUAGGGGUGUCACUGCUGCCACUUUUGAGGACAUUAAAGAAUUGAUUGCGGCGGUUUUUGAGGAUGGGACCGAUAAACAUCAACACCGGGCCACUGCGGAAAUUAUGGCCGCGCUCCUAAUAUGCGUGAUGGAGUCACCAGUGGAAGUUCGUGACAAGGUUUGGAGUUACGGAGUCCCGUUUUUGAUGAAAAUUUUCGAUGACGGGCUGACGCCUGAGAAUAUCACUUACUGGAUGACUUGCCUGCAUAUGAUUAUUGGAGGAAAGGAUCCAAGGCAAGCUCGAGAGAUCUACGAACAGCUUAUAUCCUUCCGGUUAGACAUGUCUUCCAACGCUGCUUUCAAGGAGAGCUCCAAGAUUCAACUACUAGAGUUUGCAAUUCAAGAUGCUGGAUGGCAUUUCCGCUUCGAGAUGCCUAUUUUGGAAGAUUUUCUCGCACAUAUCGACCAUCCAUACAAAUCCGUAAGAGAGGCCAUUGGACGUACUAUUGCGGCCAUCUAUCGUACGCGUUACUAUGAAGCAUUCAAAGAUGUUCCCACUUUGCUUGCCGCUAAUAAAGCUGCAUCAUCAAUUGGUAUCAAACCGUACACGCCAAGCGAACAUUUUGGCUCAACUGUCAAAGACGUGUUCGAGCGACUGGAAGUCUGGCGUAAGGAGAGAACUCCUGGUGACCAGGCGCCAUCAUCAUACACUUCUGGUAGCAAGACGGUCUUGUUAUGGCUAGAUACUACCUUCCAAUCCCACGAGUGUACGCAGCUUCUGGAUUAUAUCCCUGAUGUCUUCAUGGAACAAGUUCUGCAUAUGAUGGAUGUCAAGGAAGAUAUUGAACUGCAGCGCCUUGCUUAUCAGGUCUUCCGUCAUCUACCAAACAUUCCUUUCCCAGCUGGAGAGGAUGGGAACUUCGUCAACGCUCUCGUUCGCAUCGGCAAAACCUCCACAUCAUGGCAUCAACGCCUACGUACCCUGAUCAACAUGCAAAUCCUCUAUUUCCGUCGCAUCUUCCUCAUCCGUACUGAACAACAAGAAGCUCUCUUCGCCGCCGUAGCCGAUAUGCUCGAAGACUCCCAGCAUGAAGUCCGAAUGGGCGCUUCCACUACCCUUGCGGGUAUGAUCCGCUGUUCCCCUGUCGCUCUCCGCAAUAACAUCCUUCCGACCCUGAAAACAAAAUUUACCACAGCCUUGCGCAAAAACCCUAUGCCCAAGAAAACUCCCGGUACUAGUACACCGGUCAAUACCAAUCAACAAGUUAUUCGCCGUCAUGCUGCUGUACUCGGUUUAGGGGCUUUGGUAAAUGCGUUUCCAUAUGCAACACCACCUCCUGAGUGGAUGCCUGAGAUUCUCGCUAUGCUUGCUAGCAAGGCAGCCAAUGACGCUGGUGCAAUUGGAAAGACUGUCAAGACUAUCCUUGCGGAUUUUAAGAAGACGAGACAGGACACUUGGGUCACUGAUCAAAGGUAUUUCACUACGGAGCAAUUGGAGGAUCUAGAAGGUGUCUUGUGGAAAUCAUAUUUUGCGUGA
Molecule: messenger RNA, 5916 nt
Organism: Glarea lozoyensis ATCC 20868
Lineage: Eukaryota; Fungi; Ascomycota; Leotiomycetes; Helotiales; Helotiaceae
Product: ARM repeat-containing protein
Exons: 3
Coding region: 1-5916 (1971 amino acids)
Biological process (GO): proteasomal ubiquitin-independent protein catabolic process
Cellular component (GO): nucleus; cytosol
Molecular function (GO): peptidase activator activity; proteasome binding
Source: RefSeq, a predicted model, not a curated record